Molecule: messenger RNA, 797 nt
Organism: Symphalangus syndactylus (siamang)
Lineage: Eukaryota; Metazoa; Chordata; Mammalia; Primates; Hylobatidae
Gene: CCL1
Product: C-C motif chemokine ligand 1
Biological process (GO): eosinophil chemotaxis; chemokine-mediated signaling pathway; inflammatory response
Cellular component (GO): extracellular region
Molecular function (GO): chemokine activity; CCR chemokine receptor binding
Source: RefSeq, a predicted model, not a curated record
UCAACCAGGACAGUUCCCACGCACUUUUUCAAGACUCUUAUCUGCUCCCACACUUGGGGAAGUUCCCAAUGCAACCUAUCAGUCCAUCACCACCACGAAUACCACCCAGGAGAGGUGGGGAAAGGAGUUUACCACAUGGUCACUGGGUGUGAGCAACCGUUCCCUGUCCCUGUGGCUUCCCACUUGUGGCUCCCACCAUGGCCUGGAGUUUUGGGUGGAGUUUUUCAAAUAAAAGCCCUCAGCAUUGCAGGACGGCACAGUGGUGAGAUCUUAGCUUCACCAGGCUCAUCUAAGCUGCUCCAGGAAGGCCCAAGCCAGACCAGAAGACAUGCAGAUCAUCACCACGGCCCUGGUGUGUUUGCUGCUAGCUGGGAUGUGGCCAGAAGAUGUGGACAGCAAGAGCAUGCAAGUACCCUUCCACAGAUGUUGCUUCUCAUUUGUGGAGAGAGAGAUUUCCCUGAGGGCAAUCCGGUGUUACAGAAAUACCAGCUCCAUCUGCUCCAAUGAGGGCUUAAUAUUCAAGCUGAAGGGAGGCAAUGAGGCCUGCGCCUUGGACACAGUUGGAUGGGUUCAGAGGCACAGAAAAAUGCUGAGCCACUGCCCAUCAAAAAGAAAAUGAGCUGAUUUCUUUCCAUUAUGGGCUCUGGAAACCACGUGGCUUCACCUGUCCCCGAAACUACCAGCCCUACACCAUCCCUUCUGCCCCGCUUUUGCUGGGUCACAGAGGAUCUGCUUGGUCUUGACAAGCUACGCUGUUGCACUUUAUACAUUUAAAUUAUACAAUCAUGAACCCCCAA